AAAGAGUAACCCAUAUAUCUAUAUUUAUAAGAAAUCUGUCUUCCAAAGAACUCAAGACAAACAUAACUCAAUCUAUCGAUCGAUGGACAUGGAGACGAAGAAAUCAUACAUGGUGGUGAUUAUAAUACAACUCAUAUAUGCAAUCAUGUUUUUGAUCUCUAAAGCUGUCUUCAAUGGAGGAAUGAACACUUUCGUCUUCGUUUUCUAUCGUCAAGCUUUUGCUACCAUCUUCUUGGCUCCUCUUGCAUUUUUCUUCGAACGGAAAAGCGCUCCACCUCUUUCAUUUGUGACCUUCAUCAAGAUCUUCAUGCUCUCAUUAUUUGGUGUGACAUUGAGCUUGGACUUAAACGGAAUCGCAUUGUCGUAUACGUCGGCGACUCUGGCCGCCGCCACAACAGCUUCCCUUCCGGCCAUCACAUUCUUCGUGGCUCUUUUUCUUGGAAUGGAGAGGCUUAAGGUUAAGAGCAUACAAGGAACAGCAAAGCUUGUUGGGAUAACUGUGUGCAUGGGAGGGGUAAUUACCUUAGCUCUUUACAAAGGCCCGUUAUUGAAAUUACCUUUAUGCCAUCACGGCCAAGUACAUCAUCACCGGAAUGUUCACGGCCACGUCUCCGGCGGUUCCACCUCGUGGCUCAAAGGAUGUGUCCUCAUGGUCACCUCCAACAUUUUAUGGGGUCUCUGGCUCGUUUUGCAGGGUCGUGUGUUAAAGGUUUACCCUUCGAAGCUAUACUUCACAACUCUUCAUUGUCUAUUGAGUUCGAUUCAAUCCUUGGUCAUCGCUAUUGCAUUCGAGAGAGAUAUUUCAGCAUGGAAGCUGGGAUGGAACCUACGACUCGUUGCAGUCAUUUAUUGCGGAUUCAUCGUAACAGGCGUAGCAUAUUAUUUGCAGUCAUGGGUUAUAGAAAAGAGAGGACCUGUUUUCUUAUCGAUGUUCACUCCUUUGUCUCUCCUCUUCACUCUCCUCUCUUCAGCGGUUCUACUUUGCGAGAUCAUCAGUCUUGGAAGUAUUGUAGGUGGACUAUUGCUGAUUAUAGGACUCUACUGUGUGUUGUGGGGAAAAAGUAGAGAGGAGAAGAACUGUGGUAAUGAGAACAUUGAUCCACAGAAAGAAAACGAUGUCGUUUGCAAUGAAGUGAAGGUUGUCAUUAGUUGAAUACUUGAAUGAAUGUUGCAUUAAAGAUGAGCUAAAUUUUAGGGUUCUUAUAAUAUUAAUAUAUGUGACUAAUCAUUCACAUAGUAGAGUCAAUAAUUUUGCUUUAAUUUUUUUUUUGUCCCAUGUAACUACUUUUAUCAUAUUAUAGUAUACUUUUUCAUAGGGUAUUUUAUAUACUUUUCGUAGGUUUUGUUUUUAAGCAAAAAAAAAAGAAAAGAAAAAGAAAUCAAA
Eutrema salsugineum is the source of this 1384-nucleotide messenger RNA. RefSeq names its product WAT1-related protein At5g64700. The transcript has 7 exons. The record is from RefSeq and is a predicted model, not a curated record. The coding region runs from base 83 to 1153 and encodes 356 amino acids. Gene Ontology annotation, molecular function: transmembrane transporter activity. Gene Ontology annotation, cellular component: plasma membrane. Lineage: Eukaryota; Viridiplantae; Streptophyta; Magnoliopsida; Brassicales; Brassicaceae.